ACUGAACUAGCCAGCUGUCGCUGCAUCGGCCCGCUCCAGAUUGCAGCAGUAUGUGCAAACUCACAAAGGAAGGAAACUGAACCCUGUAUGUUUCUCUUUGUGCAUAAAAUCUGCCACUUCCUUAGGUUGACCACUCUGGUGGUGCAGUGAGCCGGAAGGUAAGAACUUUCAGCUUUCUACUCAGCACAUCUUUAUCUUUGCAGUGACCCAGUUCUCAGGUCACAAACAUGAGCUUGUGUUUCUCUUGUUGUCAAAGAAGUGAUGUCUCAGAUAAGAUUUAGUAACAUAGAGGUGGUGUUGAGUAAAAGUUUUGUAAUUGCAGCUCAAAGUUUAGUCAUCAUGAAAGGAAAAAUCCGCAGUCACUGCUGUGAAUGCACUGCAGAAGUGUUUUCUGUUCUCUGCUCCCUUCAUUGUGCCGGCUGUGAGGUGCGUUCUGUUCUUUUGUGUCACAUGUUGACAAAAGCAUGUGUGUAAAUUUGUACGUGUCGACAAAGUUUAAGUUUUAGUUCAUCCGUUUCAUGUAAGACUUGAAUCAUUAUGAUGUUUUUCACUUAGAGACGGUGUAUUAUUUAUAUGAGAGGAGCUGGUGUUGCUAAAUGGGGGAGGCAAUUGAGUUGGUUUUAUUUUUUUGAGCAGGGAGGGGAGGAGGGGAGUUAUGUUUUUUGAUUUGGCUUUGUUGAGGGUCAGUCAAUGAGUGGUUUUAAAAAUUCACAAAUGUCAGCACCCUGCAGAUGAAUUCCUGUAAGGUAUUUUGAGACACUUUCAUGGCAGAGUUCGGGUAGCCAUUCUUUCUAAAAUAAUAAAGGACCCUCAGCGUGCAAGCGUGGCCGUGACACUGGCUUGGUUUUAAUUUGGAAUUUGUUUGUGGUGAUGAGUUUGGUUGUGAGCGCAGACAUGCUGCCAGAGCUGACUCGAGGUAUGCAUACGCUCUCACAGGUCUUCCAGGAAACAGUGCUCUGGGUGGGAAACGCAUCAGAGACCCCGUGACUGGUUUGUUUUUUCUCACAGCUCUCAGAGUCCAUUUUUGGGUCCUGGUGUAAUCAGUCAGGUGUCCCUUACUGUCACUGCUGUGGUGGGCUGAUACAAGCUCGGUUCUCGGAUGUUACCCACAGUCACCACAGCCUGAAUCAUUUGGUCCUUCACAUAGUAGAGGCGUGUGUGAAAUGACUUGCACUGACGUGAUGAUGAUCCCAUGUGCCAAAAAACCCUUCUAUCAAACUGAGAGCUUGAAAUCAUGAAGAAAUGUCUGCUGCAUCACACCUUCCUCUAGCAGCACAUUUCUCAUCAUUGCCUCAUUUAUAUUUACAACUUGAGAGAAUCCCUUCAGGCACAAUGCACGUCAGCAGAGACAGAUAACAGCUGUGUCCCUCUGUGUGAGCCAUCAGGCCUAAUUACAGCUGACGCUGAUUGUUUUCUCCGGCCUCCUGGCAACUCUGGACAGUAACAAGGACAGGCUCUUAUCUUCCAGCGCAGGCUGGCAUCCAGCUAUUCAACAAGCCACUUCCUCUCUGUGCUCCAUGCCUCACUUGUCUGCUGCUGAAGAGCCAAAUGUAUUUAGUACAAAUUGAGAUGCUUGAAAAUUGGACACUGUAAUUAAAUAAAUGAUAGCUUAAAGGAAAGGUUGACAUUUUGGGAGAUGCGUUUUACCACAUGUACAUUAAAUACAAAGCUACAGCCAGCAUUUGCUAAGCUCAGCUCAGCACAAGACAAUUAGAUAAAAAUACUGUUAUACAAAGAAGUGUCUUCCCUUGUUUCUGUUUUUUAUGCUGCCACAUGAUCGCUCGGAAAGUUCAACCCUUGCAUUGCAUGUCAUGUUAUAAGGAACAUCCAAAAACUGCAGUUCCUUGAAUGGUCACUUGAGGCUGACUCCAAAACAGAAUAAAUUCCCAAAAACUUCAUGUUAAAAUGCCCAACUUUACAACAUAAUACAUUGGCUUAUCUAUGAUAGGGCUUAUUCUAAUAAUAAUUUUUGAAAAACAAACAACUGGACAGAACCUCACCUUCAUUUUAUUUAUUUACUUCAAGUUUAAUUUGUAGUAUUGAAAAUUUAGUUCAACCAAAUCCAGCCUCUUUUAACCAACCUUUUUAUUCCUUUCAGUGUUAUUCAGACAGAUAAUAAUAAUAUUCUGUAAUACUUUGAAACUGCUCUGUUUUCUAAGACUGUUUUCAUUCUGUGAUGAUCUCAUACCAUUGCAACCCUAUAAGUCAUUCAGCUAAAAGAGUUAAAAAAAAAAAAAAAAAAAAAAAAAAUCAUGGGCAUAUUUCCCAAAAUAUUUUAACUGUAUCUCUGAAACAAAGCAUUAUGGUCUGCCUUGAUAUUCUGAAAACAACUUUCAAUAUUAUUUACAAGUAUGUAAAGCUUCAGAUGAUGACAUUUUCUUUGAAAUUCAUGUUUAUCCAUUUUAUUUGAAUAAGUCUACUGACCUGCAAAAAAAAAAAAAAAAAAAAAAAAAUACAACAGAAGCUAGAGCACAGACGCACGUCAGCCAUCAAUAAUGCAAGGGUUGGCAUUUGGUUUGUUUUGCAGCUCUGCCAUCAGUGAAGCAUCACUGCUCUUCCUGCAGCUGAGGAAGCGCUGCUGGUUUUCCAAGCAAAGGGGUUGAAUAAUGGGGGAAAAGAUUAGUGAUACUGACACAGGAGGGGACAUGAGGACACGAGUAGUGUGAGAAAAUCAGGAAUCGAAGCUUAAAAUAUUGGCCAAAUGUAUUUUGUUUCAACUCAUUAGAUCCUGUGUUGUCUGAGGUUAUUAUAACUGACUAAAACAUCUGCGUCAUCAAGGUUUUAUCUUUAGAGAACAGAAUGUUAAAAGAGGGUUUUCCAGAGUUUAAUCAUUCAGGUGAAAACACUACAACUGUCUGCUCAGGAGGUUGUUAUCCGGCUCUGACGUUGAUGGAGGCUCUGUGGAGAUCACAAUCAGGAGAGGGGGGAUUUUAACAAGCACAUACUGCAGACUAAUCUUCACUAUCUCACCAUCGACUGACUCAGCUCCAGAGGAGCAAAGAGGAGGUCCUGUCAGGGGGGAGGGUCAGAGAGGAGUGGAGGAGGAGACAGGAACAAAACAGAAGAGAGUGAGGCAGAGCAAGACAGAGAGAAGAGGACCGGCGAGAGACACACAGAUGAUCAGAGACGGCUACUCAGAGAUGGAUUUAAAUUUUCUUCAAGCUCUGGAGAGAGAAAGAGUCCUGGAGGUUCUUCAGAGAGACAAACUGCUGCGGACCAUUGAAGAGGACAGGAUACGGAGGAUGAAACAUGAGCUCCAAGAGCUUCGGAGGAGAGGUGCGAAGAGCUCCGUGCGGCAGUAUGGUGAGCGGACCUGCGCCCGCUGCCAGAGGCCUCUGGGAAAGUUCUGGAACUCGGGUGCAGUCUGCCGCGGCUGCAGCCACCGCAUCUGCAGCAAGUGCCGUGUGGGAGCAGGAGCGGCAAACUGGAAAUGCACAGUCUGCCAUGCCUACAGGGAGGUGAAGUUCAGAUCUGGAGAGUGGUUCCUAGAGGAGAGGGCAAAGAGAUUUCCUGUCACCACAGACAAAUGUGAGAUGGUUGGAGAGAAACUAUUAAAGACCUACAAUGUGCUGAGUUAUAUAUCCGUCGUGCCUCCCACUCCUCCACCAUACAUGGAUUAUCAGUACCUGAGCAGAUCUGGGGAUCUGAAAAACUCAAAAACUUUUGCCAAAUCUAUGGAGAAUCUAAUGGUUUCGAUCACCAGUAAUAUGAAAAAGAUUUCCACCUCUCAGAGUGAUGUGCGAGGAGAGCUGCUGAGAGUUGGUGACAGCUGGAGAAGGUCAGGCUCAAACUACAGCACCCAAAAGAGCCUCUCUGACACAGAGAUCAACAAAUACAGCAAUCUCCUCAAAGGCCCCAGUCUCCCAAACCUCUUCAAGAGAAGCAAAGACAGCGACCAAGAGGGCUCCUCCACCGGGGCGGAAGACGAAACUUCCUGCGGUUCUGAGUACUCUGGAGGAAAGAGAGGUAGCAGCAGUAGCAGUAUCAGUACAGACUGCGGCCUCUUUGAGAGCAUCAGCGUAGCAGGAGAGCUUGAGCUGGCUCUGGCCUACAACACCAGCACUUCCUGUCUGGAGAUCACGGUUGGCGCCUGCAGAAACCUCACCUGCGGAGACAACAAGAGGAGGAAGUGUCACCCAUACGUCAAACUCAACAUGCUUCCGGGAAAAAGCAGCAAAAUGAAGACGACUGUGAAGAAAAACACCACUGAUCCAGUUUUUAAUGAAGUUUUAAAGUAUCGCAUAGAGCGCCACCUGCUGUUUGGAAAGAGACUGCAGGUGUCUGUGUGGCAUUCAGGGACCCUGAGAAGGAAGGUGUUUCUCGGUGAGGUUCUUGUCCCGCUGGAUGGUUGGAGGUUUGAAGACAAAGACUCCCAGUGCUUCAACUGGUACCCACUUUGUCCAAAGGCUGAGAGUCCAGAGGGCGGCGCUGUAGAGCCUGACGGAGGAGUCAAGUUCAGCUUCUACAACCAGGGUGUCUGACUCUGGGAGCAGGAGGAGAGCUCAUCCAGACAACAGCCAAUUCUGAGGGCGAGGCCGGGUGAAGGACGGCUCUCUGAACCCGAAACUGUGGCCCCUUCAGCUCCUCUGAAGGACCCCUGAAGAGGGGCUCACACUGACCCUGGUAACAGCUGAAACUUCCUUUAUCACAUCCUACACAAAUGAUACUCUGGUCACUCUUUAACCUUGCCUGUUUCAAAUUAAUAAGUAUACAAAUAAUUAGAACACACUAUGACUCAAGCAAACAUAAGACUUUUUUAUUUAGGGGUUCUGAACCUUUUUUUGGGGUACAUGAAAGCCCACCUGUUCAUACUUGUAUCGGGUCAGGGCCUAUCUCGCGGCACAUGUUCAAAGCGGCUGGCAUCACCAAUUGCUCUGCUUUUGUGAAGGCUUUCUUGAUUUCUGGCUUAGGAAGGCUUCCAUGGCUCAUCUUAGAGCCAAACUCCACACAUAAGGCUUUAGGAUCUGCGUCACCACCGACAAAACCAUAUUUAACUUAUUCCAGAUUGUAUCUAUGAACUCUAAUAUUUUUAGCAGCACUACUGUUGUCUUUUUUUGCUUCAGGAACUUUACUGUUAAUUGCAACACCACAGCCUACAGAUUAUUUGAUAUGUUAAAAAACAUUUUUAAAAGUGAACAUCGCAUUAGCUUCAACAUCAAAGGGUGCUCACAGUCAACACAGGGGCCUUGACCAAGUCCCAAAGGAACAGGCCCCAAGAUUCAGUGGAGCCAGGUCAUUUUAAACUGCAUGAAUAAAGCAUUUUUGGCUUCAUGCAGCAAUGAGCAGCUUUUAUAGGAAUGAACAGGGACCCAACUUGAACAUCAGCUCGUCAUCGAUUCUCUUUAUACAUCCAUGGCCCCAACUCAGUGGUUGAGAAAGUCUGAAUUAAAUGGUUAAAAUAUCGAACUAUUCCUUAAAAUUUGAUUGCAGCUAUGUGAAUCAGUUAUCAACUCUUUUUACGGCAACUAUGGAUGCUUCGUAGUAGAAGUUAUAAGUGCCAAUAAUCCUUUUUUCCAGUCUCAAUAAACACCUAAAAAUGCCCUGGUAUUAUCUCACAAACUGCAUUAUAGAGUGUUAUAAAAAAUAUAUGAAGCCUUCAGCUCAUAUAUUUAUGCAUAUAGAAGUAAAAUGUGGUGUGGUUUUAAACUGAGAUAUCUCUGCAGCAUUCAAGCUGUCUUUUACAUUUAACAUCCUCCACAAAAUGACGUUCUUUCAGAGGAGUUAAGCAGCUAAACAUCCAUGCAAAUUAAGUUACUGGAAAAGGCAUUGGGAUGAUAUUUCUCCCAAAUGAAAUUUGGAGCCGCACCCGCCACCUCGCAGGAAAUGGUUUGCCUUAAUUCAGAGUGACUCUUCAGCGUUUCCUUCUGCACAAUGACGCCUUUCUUUUC
Molecule: messenger RNA, 5888 nt
Organism: Plectropomus leopardus (leopard coralgrouper)
Lineage: Eukaryota; Metazoa; Chordata; Actinopteri; Perciformes; Serranidae
Source: RefSeq, a predicted model, not a curated record